This is a messenger RNA of Sciurus carolinensis (gray squirrel), 843 nucleotides long. Its product is annotated as max-like protein X. NCBI's taxonomy places the organism in Eukaryota, Metazoa, Chordata, Mammalia, Rodentia, Sciuridae. Gene Ontology annotation, biological process: regulation of transcription by RNA polymerase II. The record is from RefSeq and is a predicted model, not a curated record. Gene Ontology annotation, cellular component: nucleus. Gene Ontology annotation, molecular function: DNA-binding transcription factor activity, RNA polymerase II-specific; protein dimerization activity; RNA polymerase II cis-regulatory region sequence-specific DNA binding.
AUGCGAAUCAUCUCAAGACUUUUCAUGCAAAUCAUCAACCGUUCCUUCCAAAAGAUUGUUUUAGUAAAUGUGACAUUGCCUGGAGUCAGUCGAUCAAUUAAGGUUUUCCAGUUGGAUAGGUCCAGGAGAGUGGAACCAGGCACCUCUCCCAAGGAUCCCUGGGUCAAGGCAGAGUACACCUCCAGUGACAACAACCUGUUCCCUGGGUUUUUUGUAGAAAACACCAUUAAGGGAAGUAUGGUGUCCAGAGCUAAUAGCAUUGGUUCCACCAAUUCCUCUUCUGUCCCCAACACAGAUGAUGAGGACAGUGAUUACCACCAGGAGUCCUACAAGGAAUCCUACGAAGCUGCUGCAUACCCCCAGUAGGAGCAGAAGAGGAGGGAUGCCUUCAAGAGAGGCUAUGAUGAUCUUCAGACCAUCGUUUCCAACUGCCAGCAGUUGGCCUGCUCCAUUGACUCCCCAAAGCUCAGCAAAGCCAUCAUUCUACAGAAGACCAUUGACUACAUCCAGUUUAUGAACAAGGAGAAUAAAAAUCAGGAAGAGAAGGUGUCCAUAGUACACAAAAAUGUCACAGAUCUAGAGACAAUGAAAGUGAAAUAUAAGCAAAUUGUGAAGGCACAUCAGGACAACCCCCACAAAGGGGAGGACCAGGUCAAGUUCAAUGUAUUUCAAGGUGUCAUGGACUCCCUGUUUGAGUCCUUCAAUGCCUCCAUUUCUGUGACCAGCUUCCAAGAGCUGUCAGCCUGUGUUUCCAGCUGGAUUGAAGAGAACUGUGAGCCUCAGACCCUACAGGAGAUCCUAAUUGGCAUUCUGCAUCAAUUGAAAAAUCAACUUUACCGCUGA